This is a messenger RNA of Scleropages formosus (Asian bonytongue), 598 nucleotides long. It is a transcript of the gene ndufc1, whose product is annotated as NADH:ubiquinone oxidoreductase subunit C1. The transcript has 4 exons. The coding region runs from base 87 to 296 and encodes 69 amino acids. NCBI's taxonomy places the organism in Eukaryota, Metazoa, Chordata, Actinopteri, Osteoglossiformes, Osteoglossidae. The record is from RefSeq and is a predicted model, not a curated record. Gene Ontology annotation, cellular component: respiratory chain complex I; mitochondrion.
CUGUUGAGCCGAGCCAGUCUGAUUAAUCGAGAGCUGAUUCUUGCGGAGUGGGUACUAGUAGACGUAAAAACAUCAAGUUUGAAACCAUGUCUUUAAACCGGGUACUGCUGCAGUCGGCGACUGUUAGCAAGGGCAUUACCCGCUGUUUUUUUACUGCAAGAAAACCAGAUAACACCAAUCCAAACUGGCUUCGUGUGGGCUUGGCAUUUGGAAGUACAGCUGCCAUCUGGGCACUGCUUUUCAAACAGCACAGCGAUGAUGUGUCUGAGUACAAGAGAAGGAAUGGACUUGAAUGAAUAACUGGCCUCUGACCAAGACUCGUUAACAUCAGAACACUGGGAGUGUUGUGACCAUGUUUUCCAGCAAUAUUUGAUUAUAGUAGUCCACUGUAUAUUUAAUGGUAUAAUGAAAAGUCCAGGAUAUUAUGUCCAACAUUUGUUUAUUAAACAAACUUGUAAAUACAUUGACUACUUGGUUCUGUAGUUUUGUAUCUUUGUGGAAUAUCAUGGAAAGUGUACGAAAGAAGUGCACUAAUCAGUUAAUUCUGAUUUCAGUUUUUUUUAACAUUUAUUUGGUGAAUAAACUUGGCAAGUAUGGC